AUGAAGAAAGGUGAUAAAGUUCAUGUAGUUUUGGUGCCAUGGUCACUGGUCAGCAUUUGGCCAUUUGAUGCCAUUUUUCCAGCUCACAAUUGCUUUGGCCAACUCAGGAGUUCAUGUUUCACUUGUUUCCACUCCAAGAAAACAUCCAAAAGACUCCCCACAAUUCCUCCUGAGAUCCAAACUUCAUUUGAUUUGGUUGCAAUUCCAUUACCAACCAUGGAUUCUAAUCUAUUACCUGAUGGUGCUGAAGCUACCAUAGACAUCCCAUUUGAAAAAAUCCAGUACUUAAACGUAGCAACUGAUCUCCUGAAAAAUCCCUUUAAAAAUUUCAUAGCAGACAAGUCACCUGAUUGGAUCAUUUCGGAUAUAAGGACUUGUUGGGCAGCUGAAACAGUGUAUUUCGGCCGGCCGGAAUAUUUAACCGGCGAAGGCCAGAAAGCUGCUCGGCCAUCUGUAGAAAGCCUAAUGACAAAGCCUCCGUGGGUGAAAUUCGAGUCGAAAGUUGCUUAUAGAAAGCAUGAAGCUGCGAGAGUUCACCGUGGAUUUUAUAGUGCAGAUGUUUCAGGUUUGUCCACUGCACAACGGAUAGCAAAAGUUGUGCAAGCAAGUAAAGCUGUAGCCAUAAGAUCAUGCCUGGAAUUUGAACCCGAAUACUUUAGACUGCAAGAAAGGAUCUCUGGAAAGCCUGCAAUUUCUGUAGGUUUUCUUCCACCUGGAAUAGGAAAACCAACCUUAGCAAACACCUCUGAUUUUCAGGAUGAUGCUUGGAACAACAUUUUUGAAUGGCUUGAUCAACAGAAGCCAAGAUCAGUGAAACCAAGUUGGGCGAAUACAGAUGAUCCUAGUGAUACUGAUGCUCUUCCUUCAGAUUUCAGAUCCAGGGUUGCCGGGAAAGGGGUGGUUAAAAUAGGAUGGGCACCACAAAGGGAGAUUUUAGGCCAUCCUUCGAUUGGGGGGACUAACUCGCGUUAUCUGGUUGAGAAGGGCUUAGCCGUUGAAGUCGACAGAAAUGAAGAUGGAUCCUUUACCAAAGUCGCAAUAGCUGACUCAUUGAGAAGAGCUAUGGCUAUUGAAGGUGGUGGGGAGGCAGCCGCGUUAAGAGCUCGUGCUGGUGACGCUGCUGCAAUUUUUGGAGAUGAAAAACUUAACGACGGAUGCAUUGAAGCCUUUGUGAGGUACAUGAAGAUGAAUGGUACGAGGAAAGAAUGUCAUUUGACAAGAUAG
Messenger RNA from Oldenlandia corymbosa var. corymbosa, 1224 nucleotides. The record is from the annotation of a GenBank genome assembly. Lineage: Eukaryota; Viridiplantae; Streptophyta; Magnoliopsida; Gentianales; Rubiaceae.